Messenger RNA from Neodiprion fabricii, 1400 nucleotides. RefSeq lists its product as uncharacterized. The transcript has 3 exons. NCBI's taxonomy places the organism in Eukaryota, Metazoa, Arthropoda, Insecta, Hymenoptera, Diprionidae. The record is from RefSeq and is a predicted model, not a curated record. Bases 278 to 1054 code for a protein of 258 amino acids.
CCUUCCGUUGCAUCCGUAGCAUUUAGUUGGCUAGUCAGUUGACAGGGUCAGAUGACUUUGUGUGUUCGGAACGUUAACAACAGUCUCUAUCAGUAACAGUGCGGAUUAUGAUAUUUGGUGAAUACCAGAAACGGAGAGAAGAAUAUUGGAGGAGAGUAAUUAGAAAAUACCGCGCGUGGUUUUGAAACGUGGAAUUCGCACAAUAGGUUGAUUUGCAGCGUUUAAUUUUUGUCCGUUUAUUCACAUUAACUUUUCCUUCAAUCUUCCGUCACCAAAGAUGCAUUGCAAGUCAUUUCCACACCGAGUAUCGAUUAUAAUCCUGAUAACAGUUAUUGCAACGAUUCACGAUUCGUCGUCUAAAAUCACGGAUCAAGCGACAGAUACAACAACAGUUAUGGCUGAAUGUCCGGAUUUUAAUCCACAAAAUUCACUCAAUUGGACCCAGAUAGAGGGACAAUGGUACGCGGUUGAGGUGGUGAAACACAAAUUCGAAAAAUUCGGCCCUAUGACUUCAGGUCGGGUUUUUGUGAAGACGUGCCCCGUGAUAAACCUCCGAGUUACCGGGUCAGGUGACGGCUGGACCCACAGGAGCCUGAGGCUUCUCUGGACCGAGGACGCUGGGAAUCUCGACUACUCGUUUUAUGUACCCUCGAACGUGAAGCCUGGAAAAUGGAAAUCAAAGGAUGAACAGAACGGGACGCUUCUGGCCAAAGGAUACGUUCAAUUCGUCGGCGAUGUUCAAGUGAUGAAAGCGACCGAGUCGCACCUCGCCCUAACAUUUUGUUCGACCACUGCUGACAAUCAGUUGUACACGGUGAUAUUGUCCCGUGGACGCGAGCUGCCGCUAGAGGAGAUACGUAGUAUCGAGAUCCUACUCUCGAUAAAUAAGGGAUUGAACAACAUAAUGAUUAAACAGACUUGCGCUAAUUCGGGGAGCAGGGAUCACCGUUUCAGCGUUUACACUUUAUCGGCAUUGACCGUUUUCACCAUCCUAGUCACCGUUUCUCACACGGCAAUCGCACAAGCUGCUAAUUUUAACUGUUGCAUAUUAUAGUUUUAUUGUGAUUCUUGUGAUUUGUAGCAUAUGGCUGUUUAUAUAUUAUACAAAUAUAAAUAAUACGAAUCACCCGCGGUUUGAUCUUAUGUAUUCUGUAAAGGAUUUACCUUUAUUCCUUUUUUAAAAGAAAUCUUUACGAAGAAGUGGUUAUUUAUGCAAGAAUGUGUUGUAAUUAAAUAGUGGUUAUAUCAACGUAAGUUUUAAUAUUGUGUUACACGAUUGAACGUUCAAAAGUAUAUAUUUUACUUAUAUUCAUUAUCGUUGUAUUGUAAUAUGUAUAUUGAUUAAUAAUUUAUAGCAUAUAUAAGGGAGGAAAAAUUGUUCACUUUUGUAUGAGUGUUUA